Mus musculus (house mouse) is the source of this 6581-nucleotide messenger RNA. It is a transcript of the gene Galnt15, whose product is annotated as polypeptide N-acetylgalactosaminyltransferase 15. The transcript is spliced from 10 exons. Gene Ontology annotation, cellular component: transport vesicle; Golgi membrane. The record is from RefSeq and is a predicted model, not a curated record. Lineage: Eukaryota; Metazoa; Chordata; Mammalia; Rodentia; Muridae. Gene Ontology annotation, molecular function: polypeptide N-acetylgalactosaminyltransferase activity. Bases 711 to 2669 code for a protein of 652 amino acids.
CCUGCUCUUCUGGGUGGGGAGAGGAUGCCUCCCUAUGAAUGGUGCUCAAGUCUGAACUCCUGGGAGGUUGCUGUUUUGGAUCGGCUCUUGGGGUGACGCUGUGUGGCUGUGCAAAGCCUGGGAACACGGGGGCAUUAGGACCAGGAGCGAGACGCACACUUGGCUCCCUGUCCUAUCUGGCAGAGGGUUCCUGCAGAGCUGGAGGUAUGUGUGAAAGGAAACCCCGACCGUGCCUGCCGGCUUUACAUCUGUUGCUCUGACCUGACUCAAGGCAUCCCAAGGAGGAUGUCUGUCAUCUUGGCUUGACUGAAUCCCCCAGCAACUCGCCCCAGACAGCUUGUAGAACCUGACCACUCAUGCAGAGGGGGAAAGAACAUGGGCUAAUCACCAGAGCAGGAUGGACAAGAGCAGGGUGAGAGAGGAGCCAACAACCGGAGACCCUUCUCAGAAGACAGCUAACACUCAGAGAGGACCCAGGAGCCCAGGCUCUGGUGGCUUUCUGAUUCUAGAGGGCAGUGGGUCUUAUAAAUGCUACGUUAGCAUAUAGACGUUAGCAAACGUCUGGUGGGAUAAGAGGUGCAGGUGGAUGGCAAAAAGCCUUUUAGCUGGAAUGAACAGCCCAGGUUCAGUUUCGAGCUUGAAGGUACCUGGAUAGCAAGGAGGAAGCAAACUUGAUCAGGACCUGUUGCUUCGUGGCGAGUGGCUGCGACAUGCUCCCGAGGAAGCGACCCAGGAGUGGACGUUCCAGGCUUCAGUUCCUCCUACUCUUCCUGACUCUGGGAUGUGUCCUGAUGAUGGUGAUCCUGCUGCAUCCUCCCCCGCCCACCCUGCACCAGGCUGUCACAGCUCAGGCCAGCAAACACAGCCCUGACACGGGGUACCGCCUGGACUUUGGAGACUCUCAGGAGUGGGUCCUGGAGGCUGAGACUGAAGGUGAUGAGUACAGUCUCUUGGAUGGCCUGCCAUCCUUCAUCUCCCUGCAGGAGGAUCAACUGCUGGUGGCCGUGGCCUCACCCAGAGCUAGGAGGAGUCAGAGCCAGGGCAGGAGACAGGGCAGCUACCAGUUCAUCAAACACAGGAGCAGGAGAUGGGAUGAGGAAGCCCUGGAAAAGGACUGGAGGACCGAAGAGGAUGGGGAGGAAUCAGAAGAGGUGCUGACCCCACUUGGCCCGGACUCAGAUGGCCUCAACAAGCCACUCAGUGCCCGCCUGCCCCUGAGGAGAGUCCUGCCCGAGGUGCGACACCCACUGUGUCUGCAGCAGCACCCUACAAGUGGCCUGCCUACAGCCAGCGUCAUCCUCUGCUUCCAUGAUGAGGCCUGGCCCACGCUCUUGAGAACUGUCCACAGCAUCCUGGACACAGCACCCAGGGCCCUGCUGCAGGAGAUCAUCCUUGUAGAUGACCUCAGCCAGCAAGAACUGCUGAAGUCUGCUCUCAGUGAAUAUGUGGCCAGGCUGGAGGCUGUGAAGUUGCUCAGGAGCAAUAGGAGGCUCGGCACCAUUGGAGCCCGGAUGCUGGGGGCCACCAGGGCCACAGGGGACGUGCUGGUCUUCAUGGAUGCCCACUGUGAGUGCCACCCUGGUUGGCUGGAGCCCCUCCUCAGCAGAAUAGCUGAUGACAGGAGCCGAGUGGUGUCUCCAGUCAUAGACGUGAUUGACUGGAAGACGCUUCAGUACUCCGCAUCCAAGCUGCAUCGAGGGACGCUGGAUUGGAAGCUGGAUUUCCGAUGGAAGCCCCUGGGGGAGCAGGAGCAGAAGGCCCUCCCAUCCCCCAUCAGCCCUGUCAGGAGCCCUGUGGUACCCCGAGAGGUGGUGGCCGUGGACAGACAUUACUUCCAAAACACCGGAGCAUACGAUCCCCUUCUGUCACUGGGGGAUAGUGAAAAUCUCGAGAUGUCUUUCAAGGCCUGGCUCUGCGGUGGCUCUGUUGAAAUCCUUCCCUGCUCUCGAGUGGGACACAUCUACCGAAGCCAAGAUGCCAGCUCCAGGCCUGACCCCGAGGUCGCCUUGAAGAACAAGAUCAUCAUUGCUGAGACCUGGCUAUCAUCCUUCAAGGAAACCUUCUACAGGCACAUCCCAGAGGCCUUCACCCUGAGCAAGGUUGCAAAGCCAGACUGUACAGAGCGCCUGAAGCUGCAAAGGAGGCUGGGAUGCCGGACGUUCCACUGGUUUCUGGCCAAUGUCUACCCUGAGCUGUACCCAUCUGAUCACAGGCCCAGGUUCUCUGGAAAGCUCCACAACACUGGAUUUGGCCUCUGUGCGGACUGCCAAGCAGACGGUGACAUCCUGGGCUGCCCCAUGACACUGGCUCCUUGCAGUAACAACCGGCAGCAACAGGGUACCCUUUUGGCUAUGCUAACUGCCACCCCCUCUGCCCAGAACCUGGAGCACACCGGCAGGAAGGAGAUUCUCUUCGGCGGCCCACAGCGCCUGUGCUUCGAUGUCAGAGGAGGGCGGGUGAUUCUGCAGAACUGCACGGAGGAAGGCCCCGCUAUCCAUCAGCAGCACUGGGACUUCCAGGAGGAUGGAAUGAUCAUCCAUGUUCUUUCUGGAAAAUGCAUGGAAGCUGGGGUCCAGCCAAGCAAUAAGGACUUGUACUUGCGUCAAUGUGAUGGUAAAACCAGCCAGCUGUGGAGGUUCGACCAGAUCCACCCUGUGGAUGAACGAUGAACGACCUUGACAGAGAGCAAAGAAAGGCUGGGCAUCACAUUCUCUGCUCCUGUAUGUCCUGAGCCAGCCCCUAGUGUCUGGGCUUCUGGAGUAGAAGAGAAGAGAGUACUGUCAAAACAAUCAAACAAACAACAAAAACAAAAACAUAGAAGCUCUCUCCAGGUACCUUACCACAUUGAUUGUAGACUGGUUUUUGUUGUUUGGUAUGAUUUCUCGAGACAGGGUUCUGUGGCUGUCCUGAAACUCACUCUGUAGACCAAGCUGGCCUUGAACUCAGAAAUCUGCCUGCCUCUGCCUCCCCAGUGCUGGGACUAAGAGAGCCACCACCACCUGGCUAUGUUGGCUGGGUUUUGUUUUGUUUGUUUGUUUUUUAAGAAGAAAAACAAUGGGUUGUUCAUUGUCUUCAUCACCAGAAGUGAUCAUUAUGAGGAAGGCAAAGUCUCCCCCUGCCCCCUCCCCACACCCCGCCCACACUGAGCACUUGACAUUUGCUUUUAUCCCUGACUGUGCGAAGAGGCCCCGGCAUUGUCUGGCAGCACCUCUGGGAGACAUCAAAUCCAGUAGGUGAAUUUCCCGAAGCCCUUACUCGGAGAGUGGAUGUGGCCAGCUGUGGAAGUUAACAUGAGGGCCGUGCUAUGGCCUGGCAGUCCCCACCUUCUGACUCCACUCACUAGCAUACAUUUCAUGUCCGUUCGUUGACCCCAAGCUCAAAAGGAAGCAGAGGGGGACAAGGAGGAAUGGGGUGGGGCUGGGAAGAAGACAGCAGAGAGAUUUGGUCCAACCGUCCAGCUCAGCACUGCCCCCUGAAGAGUCAGCAGACCUGGUUAAGGCAUUUUCAUCUUCGGGACAGCCUCCUUGAGACUUUCUACCUCCAUUCACCUGCUCUUAGCUCUUUUCUAGAUCACAACCAGAUUUCCCUGCAGUGUAUUCUUUCUUGGAUCACCAGUGCUGGAAGGGUCAACACAUCUGAGCAUGCUCAUGAACAAAGGUAUUACAGGAGACAAAGUCUUUUAAUGCCCGCUUAGGAGAGUCGUGUUGGCUUGAUGAGAAAUAGCAACUUUUGAAAGGGGGAAACCCAAAAUCUUUACAAGGCAAAAUAGAUCUGGCUAUUAAAUGUCCCUGAGGUUUGACUGGCUACCUAUGAGCCGAUAACAAUUGUUCAAGACCCCCUACAUGUGGCUUCCAGUUAAAUGUUCACAUGGUUGAAGGAACUCCACCUCAACCAGAGAAGAACCUAGACUCAGCCACGGGAGUUGCUGAGUAGAGUAGGCUGCUGCUGAGAAAAAAACUCUUGCCCAUUUCUUUCUGAAUGGAAAUAGCUUUCUAUCCCACCCAAGAUGUGUUUGUCCUCUGGGCUGUCUCUAAAUUCAGUUGUUUCAAAUAAGAACUGGAGAAGACAUGUGGGUAACAUGAGUAAUAUCUGUUACUUCUCCAACUUCCAAGUCAAUGCCUGAUGUUUCUCUAGCCUUAGAGGCACUCCGGAUUAACACCAUCUAAUAGCAUGGCCACAACCCCAGUGUGGCCAUUUUGUUGGAAAUUCACCACAAUUCUGGAAAUUUUCAAAUUGUUCCUUGAUUGUACUGGUUCUUUAUAGCCAUUGUACUAUGGCAAAUGGCUACUGAACCUGAGAACACAGUUAUAAAAUAGCCAACCAUCACCAACAGUAGCCCUGAAUAGCACUAGAUAGAUUCAGCCCCUACUUAGGGAAGAGUUUUAGCCACCAUCUUCUUGCUUCGGACUGGUCUAUAUCUAAAACAAACUCUUCUAACAUGAUGAGGCUGGGAUGGAGCUAAAAGUUUUCAGAUGACAACCUUGUAAAGGGCAGUAAUGGCUAAAGAGUACUUUUCAAGAUUUUUAUUUUGAAAUGAACGCUAUUAUUAGCAUUGUGAGUAGCUGAAAUUGUUGGGAUAAAUUAAUAUAGCUAAAUGAAAGACUACAUUGUGUUGUGUGUGUUCUGGUGAUUAACAAACAGACCCAGAUGGCUCACUGCUUAAUUGUUUUAACAAAACAAGAAUGUGCUAUUUGUUGCUCCUUAACUGUCCCCGUGAUUUAUUAUUUUAUUACAGAAAUGGCCAUCACCUCAGUCCCUGACUGGUACUUACAAACCCCUAAUUUAAACAGUACAGACACUUCUACUUGCUUCUGAAAAACAAUCCCCUUACAGUUUAACUAGUGUAGUGAAUUCUUAUCAGUAGUCGGUUUAGAAGAAGAGAAACUUGGCAGUGAAUUGAUCUGAUUCCUGAUUUGAUUUUGCUUGUCUGUCUGAAUUUUAUGACUCUUCAAAACAGGAAUUGUUUUUGUGAUCUGUCUCACAAAGCCCACCCCCAUUAAGGGGGUGUUAAGGAUCCUGUUGGAGUGGGCGGAGAGAAACAAGCACCAGCUGACUCCGGGCCAUACUCUUUUUGCUGUGACAACAGAUGUCAAUCCAGAAGGGCCAUGAUGUGGUCCUCUUCUGCCUUGAUGUCAUAAACCUGUAGCAAAGUCAGAGUUCCACCUUCCAUGUACAUCUGGAAGGUCCCAGCACCCAUCAUGGUGCUGCCUCAGACCAGGACGCAACAGCUCUAAGGUUAUAUCGCCACACUUGCCUUGAAGGAGCUCCAUUUUCAACUGACGUGCCAUGAGGACGCUAGUUGAACACGAAAUGACCCACCAAAUCCAGAAAUGCAAACUGGCUGCCCUUGGAAGGGGCUCUGGAAGAGUAAACAUGCAGCUGAGAGUUGAGCAAACAGGGAAACGGCAGAUGGCUCAGGGGUUACGGAGCACACACUGCUCUUACAGAGGACCUGAGCUCUGUUCUCAGUACCAACACAGGGCAACUCACAGCCAUCUUUCAUUCCAUACGCUCUUCUUUGGCAUAUGUAUAUACCCAUCUCACAGACAUGCAAACAUAUACAUAAUUAAAAAUAAAAUACAUUUUAAAAAUCUUUUAAUAGGGUAGUGGGAGGGGGCAGAGAAGCACAAAGCAGACAGGUCAAACCCACUGCAGCUGAGGCUUAAAAAAGACUUUGAGCUUUUCUAAAGUGUGACCUUUAUGACCAGGAAGGAACUGCAGCUCGCAUUCCCUCCAGCACAGGCCAUUAGCACAUUACCUGUAGCUGACGGCUACAUUUACAUACAGCCCCCAAGAACCUGAGCUGCUGUUUUGAAAGUCUUGGCCUUUCCGGAUGCAUCUCUGACAUCCUACAGGUACAAGAGGUAUCCUGAAGCAGCCAGGGUGCAGGAGUAUCAUCCAUCCACCCUGUAAUCUCCAGCUCUGGUCACAUGACUAUCAUGUGACUAUUGUGAGAGAUGUUUGUUCCUGCCACAGGAUUCAUCCCUUUCUCCCAUCUAAUUGGACUGGGAGAACACCUGGUCCAUGUUGGGCCAAUCAACACAUUCGCAUGGAUUCGUCACUAAGAAAUGAGUCUCUACGGGUGACUUGAGAGUCAAUAUGCAAAUUUAUAAGUCUUUGGCAGCCUUAGUUUCUUCUUAUGGCCCUAGGACAGAGAAUUAGAGCAGAGAGGAAGAUGGGGGUAGACCUCCUGGCUUACACAGAGAGGGUGGUGCAAACCAAGACUGAGUUGGGAAACGGAGGGGGCAAAAAUCUGGGCAGGCUGGGUGAACACCAGUGAAACUGAGUAUUUUGAGCAAAGCUGAAGUGACAGAGGAGCAGGAAGAACUAGUGUUCCUUCCCCACACCAAUGAAUGCUACAAAUCAGGAUAAAGCGCUUCAGAGAAUCAGUACUAUAAAGUUAUGUCAGACUGUGGACAAGGGUCGGGUUGGGAACUCUUCUGUGCCAGGCCAGUAUCUUGUUGGUGGGACCAUGGUCUCUUGAAAAUACUCAGCCAUGCACUGCUGUGCAGAAAGGGCCACGGAUGGAAGCAAACAAGCGAUCAGAGUUAUGUUUUAAUAAAACUUUGUUUGCAAAAAUA